Molecule: messenger RNA, 5047 nt
Organism: Cinara cedri
Lineage: Eukaryota; Metazoa; Arthropoda; Insecta; Hemiptera; Aphididae
Source: the annotation of a GenBank genome assembly
AUGAUUAAAAAGUAUAAAUGUCCUAUUAACAUUAUGGUCACUCAAAUAAAAAAUCAAUAUACUAGAAAGAGAUUGUAUUCCGAAAACAGGUAAUAACAAAUCCAAUUGACACUAUCUGAUAUAAUUAAAAGUUAUUAUUAUUUGAUAUGAUUGAUGUUACCAUUUUCAUGUUUUACAUUUACCAUGAUUCUAUCAAAAAUAGAAUAUAAAACUUUUGAAAGUAGUGUUUAUCAAAUUGUAUAAUUCAUACUAUUGAAGUUAAAAUGACAAUCUACUGUUAAUUAUAAAAAAUCCAUACUAUCUCUCAUAGGAAAAAAACAUUAUUCAUGUAUUAGAAUCCAUAUCAAAUGGGUUUUAAUAGCAUAAUUAUAUUUCCAUACAAAUAUCAUUGUUGUUAAUUCUAAACCCCUAUGAUGUAAUUUUAAUCAAUUGUACUAAUUUUUUAUUUGAUUUCUAGUUCUGACUACAAAAGAAAAUUAUUAAGUAGGGCAAUUAAAUUCCUUCAGAAUAAACAAAUUACAAAGGAACCUGAGCCAAAACUACAAAUUGUGAAUAGUCAUAAAAUUCCAGUUCAAAGAUCAGGUAAUUUAUCUUGUUAUUAUUCAGAAAAUUAUAAUUAUUGUUGUUACCUUACAUUGUAUGAACCAAAUAACUCCCAUAUCACAUAAAAUCCCUACUUCCCACCAGUAACAAUGGUUUGCCUAUUGUGCAAAUUAUGUCCUGCAUUUUACUUAUAUUGAAAAAAAUAUUUAUUUAUAUAUUUUGAAACAAAAAGUGAACCAAAAAUUCAUAUUGAUCUAAUGACAAUAAAACAGAAAACCUAAUUUAUCAUGUUUCCUAAUAUUUAUCAUUGUAUUUCCAAAUUGUAUGAAAUAUGUUUUUUUAAUUAGGUGAUGAAAUUACAAAAAACAUUCAUGGAAAUACUUCUUAUUCUCAAGAAGUAUCAAUGGGAAAUCAUAGAGAAGAAGUAGCUAGUAAACUGUAAGACAUUAUUAAUUGCUUAUGUGUGCCUACAAUCAGAUAAAUAUAAUUGCAUUAGAAUUUUAAUAUCUAAACUAACUACGGAAUGCUUUAAUAUUAAAGGGUAAAAAAAAAAUAAUUCAAUUUAUACAACUUCAAGUUUUAAUAGUUCAUUCAAAAAAUAAUUUCUUUUAAUAUUAUUAGUAAUAAUAAUAACUAUAAUAAUUGUAAUUGUGUUUAAUUUUAAUAAGGUACAUUAAAUAUUUUAAUCAAAGGACUUGGAUACAAUUAACUUACUGAAAUAUUAAAAUGUUACUGAAAUCAAUAUUCUAGAAUACAUUUUAAAUGUAACUUGUCCUAAACAUUUUAAUCUGUGUGUGUAUUAUGGAACUAUAAGCCAAAAUGUGUGUGGGAAUAGAUCUAUGCAGUUGUUUUAAACCUGCAAAGGAGGCUGGUGCAAUAUUGAAAAUCAAUGUGUGUGUUUAGCGAGCAUUAGUUUUUAAAAAAAUUGUAUUACAGCAAAAAAGUUGGAACACAGUUUUUGAAUAGCUUCUUCUAGCAAACUUGGAUGUUAUUUUUUUUCUCACUUUAAAACAUUAUUAUUAUCCUGUACAAAUUGUGCAUUUUAUUUUUGAUAAAAAAUAUUUGAUUUUUGGUAAAUAUUGAAUUUAUAAUUAAUUUUUAUAUGUUAUAUCAUAUAAGUGCCCUAAAAGUGUUAACAAAAUUGUAUUUAUCCAUAAAUGUUUAUUUCAGAAAAAUAUCUUAUCACUUUAUAAAAUUUGAAUUGGAAUACAAGUUCGAUUUUCUUAUCAUACUUUCAAUACUUAAAGGUUACAAUAACGAAAACUAUAUAAUUUAGAAAUCAAUAAUAUUAUGCAUAUUACAGAAUUUACUAUUACAGUGUAACCACACUGAGAUCAUCUUGGUAAAAUAUUUGAUAUUAAUUGAAAAAAUAUUUACUCUAUAUCUACAAUUCUCAAACUGUGGUAAGAGGUACCACUAGUGAUAUUAGGAUAGCUUAUAGACAUUUUUUGAUGAGUUUAAAAAAAAAAAGUUAUAAUUUAUAAUGCAGUUUAUUAAUCCAUUAAAUAUUAAUAAAAAUAAUAACCUUACAUAUUUAAUUUUACUUUUGUGUAUUAAAUGAUUAUAUUAUUAUGUAGUUUUAAUAAUAAAAAACUUCAUACAUGUAAAAUAACCUAUUUUUCAAAAAGUAAAAAAAAAAAAAAGAGUUAAAUAAUCAUAUAAGGUGGUAUGCGAAAAAUGUCCAAAUGUGUUAAUGGUACAUGGUUAUGAAAAGGUUGAGAACUGCUGCUCUAUACAUAUUAAAUGUAAUAGUUAUAAUUUAAUGUAUAUAAUUUUAAAUUUAUUGCAAAACCAAAGUCUAACAGAAAAAAAAUUAGAACAAAAUAUUGGUGGGGGGAUGUUUGACACUAUUUUAUAUAGUACCCUUGAACCCCAAUACUUUUGUACAGAUUCUUUUAGAACUAUAUAUUUUAUAACUAUUAGAUUUAAUAUCCUUCCAAUUAAAAACUGUUUAUGAUCUUUAUAAAGUCAAUGACUUAACUGAGUUUUACUUUUAUUUUGUUUUACAAAGUAAUAGCCUAUUGUUCUAAGGUUACCAUAACUGCAAUUCUUAUUGUAGCUAAACUAUUAGGUGCUUACAACUUUUGCUUACUACAUGAUUUAAAUUGUAUUAAUUGAUUCUUUUGAUUUGUAGUUCCAAAUUAUUGAAGUCAGGUUUUAGUUCAAUCUCAAAUAAAGACAAAAAGAAGAGUAUAAAAUUGUUAAAUUUAUGUGAGCCAACAGAUCAAAUUUUUAAUAAUUUGAAUAUUGUAUCUCCUGAAUUAGGUAAUUUACUCUUAGUUAAAAAUUGCAAUGUUUUAUAAUUGAAAAAUUAAUGUUUUAGUUUAUUUUAUUUUAAAUGGUGAAUCAACUUCCCUUGAAAAGGAAACUUCAACAGCAAAUUUAUGUGACCUAAAAAAUCAAACUCUUAAUAAUUUGAAUGUUUCAUCACCUGAAUCAGGUAAUUUAUUUUUAUUUGUUCUAUAAAUGUACUGAGAAUUUCUAAAACACUAAUAACAAUGGUUUAAGCUUUCUCUUGGUAGCCCUGACAAGUUUAUUCUACAACUAUUGAAUAAUAUUUAACAUUCACUAUAUAUGCACACCAGUGUUAAAUGAUAUAUCAAAUUACUCAAACCCCAAAUUUUUAAUUUGUAACACUUCUAUUUAUUUACUAUAUUUAAUUUGUUAUCAAUCUAGUAAUCCAAUAUUUGACAAAACUGUCAAAUAUUUUAGAGAUGAUGUACUAGCUUUACUAACAAAAUUUUGGUAUUACAAAGAAUAUAUAUAUCUCAUUUAUAAUGAUAUAUUAAAGUGUAAUAAUGUGGCUACUAUGUGUUUGAAGAGUUAAGAAAUCUGUAUUUCAAUUCUCAAUUGUAAAUAUUUUUUUUUACUUAUAACUUAUUUCAAAUAAGUAGGUAUUUUAGAUUUAUAGUUAAGCUGAACAAAUUUUUUACUAAGGUUGGUUUUUCAACUGUCAUUAUUAUUACUAUCAGCUAUCUUACAAUUAGUUAAGUUAAUUUAAUUUUGUAAUAUAAGUUACUAUUUAGGCUGUCCUCUUAAAUAAUAAUACACAAUUAUGGUUUGUUUUGAGUGACAGGUGCUCUCAACCACUUGAAAAUUAAUUGUCAUUACANUGUUUUGUGAAAUCUAUGUUCUGUACAUGAUGUUUGGCAUAAAGCAAACAUAAAAAAAUUAUUUAAUCAAAUUGAUGAAGACUUAUAUUGUCUGUUAUAAUAAAUUUAAUUAAUUUGUACUUGUUUAGGUGUUGCUAAUAAGGAGUAUGAGAUUGAAAGUAUAUUAUAUGAUGACAUAUUUGACAAUCAAACUAAGUACUUUAUCAAGUGGAAAAACUAUCCUAUGGAUCAAUGCACUUGGGAACCCUCUUGCAACUUAACAAAAUGUCAAGAACUUUUAAAUAAUUACAUAUCAAACAAGACAGCUAAAAAGAACAUAAGAACAACCGAUAAAUUUAAAAGACUAUAUGAAUCACUUUUAUCACACACCAAUCAAGAAUACAUUAAAACGCUACAUAAAAUAAUUGCAGACGGUUUUCCAUCUUUAGACAAAGAGUCUGUAUUAAGUACUAUUGAAUAUUUAUCUACAGUUUCUCCCAGUAGUCAAAGUAAAUGCUUAAUGAAGCUUGUAAGACAUAAUUUAAUGUUAGUUGAAGUUAGCGAGAGAAGACAAAAACAGUUAGAAAAGUUGGAUGAUUGGCAAAAGACAAUGAAUAUAACUUGCAAUUUUAAUAUAUCUGUUCUUAACACUGUAGACUUUGAAGGACCUCCUAACAAUUUUGUUUAUAUUAAUGAAUGUUUUGCUGGUGAAGGUGUGAUUAUUCCAAAUGAUCCACCCGUUUGGUAAGUAAAAUAGUUAACAAAAUGUGCUUAUUUUAAUAAUAAUUAAUUCUAAUUUAUUUAUUUUUUAAUUUAGGUGCUAUUGUGAUAAUACAUGUGGAGGAAAAGCAUCUAAGAAUAAAAAUUGUCAUUUCAGUGACUUUCCAUUACCUUACAAUAAGAAAAAAUGUAUCAUAGUUCCUCAAGGGUCUACUAUUUAUGAAUGCAACAAAAAAUGUGCUUGUGAUAGUAAUUGUAUAAAUCGAGUUGUUCAGCAUGGUCCAAGUAAAAAUCUAAAUCUCCAGAUAUUCCGAACAGAUAACCAACGAGGCUGGGGAGUCAAGACCUUGAUGCCCAUAAAACAGGGGUCCUUUGUAUCAAAGUAUACAGGUGAAAUAAUAACUAAAGAGGAAGCUGAUCAACGUGCUNAUGACUGUGCUUAUUCUAUUGAUGCGACUACUUUUGGUAAUGUAUCACAUUUUUUCAACCAUUCUUGUAAUGCGAAUCUAGCCUCAUAUGCUGUUUGUAUUGAUUGCUACGAUUCAAAUCUCCCAACACUGGCAUUUUUCGCUUCUAGAGAUAUUGCUAAAGGUGAAGAACUGACAUUAAACUAUAUGACUUCGGUCACAAAUCAAAAGAGUAAAGUAAAAUGUUACUGUCAAGCUGACAAUUGUCGUGGCUUUUUAUGUUAG